Molecule: messenger RNA, 3110 nt
Organism: Stegostoma tigrinum
Lineage: Eukaryota; Metazoa; Chordata; Chondrichthyes; Orectolobiformes; Stegostomatidae
Product: zinc finger translocation-associated protein-like
Exons: 5
Coding region: 105-2606 (833 amino acids)
Biological process (GO): negative regulation of DNA-templated transcription
Source: RefSeq, a predicted model, not a curated record
CUGAGGUCGGCAUCAGAGUCAGGAGCAGCUUUGAGCUGAGACAGGGGCGCAUUGGUAGGGUCCUGGCUCUCCUUGUAUCUCUGCUGACCACCCUCCCUCUCAGCAUGGAGCAUAAGCCUAGGAUGCCGAAAAUGGAGCUGGAUGCAACAGAGGGGGCCCAGGGUUUGAUUAAGCGCAGCCCGGAGCAGCAGCAGGCUGCCUCACAGAUCCUCUAUGCAGCCCUGGUUAAAGGGGAGAGCCCGGCAGCAGGAUAUGAAGCCUUUCCAAACUGCCAGGCUUUUGAUGUCUCUGGAACCACUGUUGAAACGGAGUCUCAGACUCCAGCAGAACCCAGAGAGCUAGUGAAAUGGCAAAAACGCAAGAGCCAGCAUCCUGGCAGGGACCACCGGAGAUAUUACCAGGAACACUGGAAGAUGGAGUACCUGAUGGACUAUGACUGCCUACGACAUAGCCUGGUCUGCAUGGUGUGUGGCAGUGCCCUGGCCACUCUCAAACUCAGUACCAUCAAGCGGCACAUCCUCCAAAAACAUCAGGACACUAUGCUCCUGACUCGUGCUGAGAAGGAAGUCAUCAUUGCAACCUGGGUUGAGCACCUCUUGAGUCACAGUCACCAACAGAAGUCUGAUACGCUGGAAGUUGAGCCUAGAACAAUGCAGAUCGGUCCUGCUCCAGGGAUACCCCCCGCGGCGGAUCCAGGGCCGGCCGAGGCCACUCCGGGUGGGGGAUCGCCGCCAAGGCCAGAGCCAGGGAAAGCAGCGCUCAGCCGGCGGCCCGUGAGGCGUUACUAUCAGGAGCGCUGGCGGACUGAGUACCUGAUGGAUUACGAUGGCGUGCGACACGGUCUAGUGUGCAUGGUGUGCGGCAGCGGCCUGGCCACCCUCAAGCUGAGCACCAUCAAGCGGCACAUUCUCCAAAGACACCAAACCUCACUCGGCCUCACCGCGCGACAGCGGCGCGUCGUCAUGGCUACCUGGAUGGAACGGCUCCUGCACCAAUCACAGCCCGCUGUGUCAGGGGCGGGACACCAUGGGCACCACCCCCUCCCCCGCUGUGAUCAAUCAGCGAUCGUGGAACCUGUUCCCGCCGUUUCUCACCAUUCGGGCCUCGAGUUGCUGGGGGAAAGGUUGACGGUCGUUGCCCACGGCGGCCAAUCACCGUGGGGGCAAGGAGCGGCUACUGUGCUUCUCGACCAAUCAGCUCCAGAGAGAUUGGCCUCCAUGACGGACGGUGGCUUUGACCAAUCAGAUGUCGAUCUAGCCAGGCAGGUGCAAGAAAAUGUGAGACGGCACACCCAAUCGGGACGUGAGCUGGCAGAGGAAUGGCACAAGCAUCACCAAUCAGAGAGCAGCGCCCGUCUUUCAGGGGCGGAGCCUCAGACACUUACAGGGACCGCAGCCCGUUUGGAUCCUCUUCAUGUCGGCUGUGCGGUCGAGGUGACGGGUUUUCCUGUGUCACUGGAUCAGCCACGACUGCCUGCUGAUAAUGACUGGGUGGUGGAACAGCAGAUGCCACAGCACAGCACCCUGAAGACCUUGACUGGUAAAGGUACCCGUCGUUACUACCAGGAGCGCUGGCGGUUCGAACACCUGAUGGACUAUGACUGGUGGCGGCAUGGCCUGGUCUGCAUGGUAUGUGGCAAAUCCCUGGCUACUCUCACCCUCAGCACCAUCAAACGGCACAUCCUCCAGAACCACCCGCAUUCGCUGCACUUCACCCAGGCCGAAAGGGAGAACAUUCUGGAAGCCUGGAACGAGAGGGCCUUGCAGCGCGACUGCACAGCAGUGCAACUGGUGAUGCCAGGAAUGGGUCCUAACUGGUCAGCCAGCAAGAGGCCACACUGUCACUACCAGGAACACUGGCGAUUCGAGUACCUGAUGGACUAUAACCACUUGUGGCACACACUCGUUUGCAUGGUGUGUGGCAAAUCACUGGCUACUGUCACCCUAAGUACCAUCAAACAGCACAUCCUCCAGAACCACCCGCACUCACUCAGCUUCAAUCAGGGCGAAAAGGAGAACGUUCUGGAAGCCUGGAACAAAACCAUAUCGCAGCCGGAGAGUGCAAUGAUCGAGUCACAGGAAGAAGAAUCGUCUUCUUUUAGGAUACAGGCGGCAAUCACAGAGGAAAAUCCAGUCGUGGAGUUUGCAAAGGACGUAGCCCCAGGUUGGGAUGGAGAGAGGGAUGGGGAUAGGAGCCCUGUGGAGAUUGAAGUGUGUGUGGAGGAGCCAGAACUGGGCUUGCCGACACAGACACUCAAGGGUCGGGGCCGAGGCCGAGGCCGGGGCCGGGGGAGGGACCAUUGGAGGAACUAUCAGGAGCGCUGGCGUCUCGAGUACCUGAUGGACUAUGACCAGUGGCGACAUGGUUUGGUCUGCAUGGUGUGUGGCAGUUCCUUGGCCACCCUCAAGCUGAGUACCAUCAAGAGGCACAUCCUGCAGAAACACCAGGACACCAUGGAUUACACACUGGCUGAGAAGGUGAUGGUUGUGGACGAGUGGAACAAGAAAAUCACCACAGUUGCCAAGAUGGACUUCUGGCAGCUGUCGACCAGCAGGAACGGGAGUCUUCCUAGAGAGCCAGGAGGAAUGAUCAGUGCACAGCAUUAAUGUUUGACCCACCACACACACGUAUCCUGUGGGGUCUGGGCCAAUAUGGCACUGGGGGAGGAGGCAGUUAACAUUGGCUAUGCUGCCUGAGAUUCUGCUGAAAGCAGCACUCCUCCCAAAGGCUGCUCCCAAUUAGAUGCUCACAGCCGUGAUUGGCAGAAGUGGAACAGGAGGGGUGGUGGCAGGGAUUCCUUCCAGGGCUACCCCAUUUUGGGCUGACUCUGAUGCCAGGGGUGGCUCAAGGUAGUCUGUAUGCUCCAGGAAGAAGGUAAUUGGCCAUCCCUGCCUGGCUGCUUGGGGUAAACUGAGGCAGGGCAUUGUGGGGGAAGCUGGGUCUUUCUGGACUCUGAUGCUCCCUUCCCUCAACUGAAGGCUGAGAAGCAGAAGGUAUGAGAAACCAGUUUCUCAGGCAGUGACAGGGGCUUGGGCAGUGCGGUUAAAGGAGUAAAUACAGAUGUCACCUCAUGGUGUUGCCCUUAGAAUGAAGAGUAAAGCAAGUCCGUG